Molecule: messenger RNA, 796 nt
Organism: Amoebophrya sp. A25
Lineage: Eukaryota; Dinophyceae; Syndiniales; Amoebophryaceae
Source: the annotation of a GenBank genome assembly
UUGUCUAUUAGAUGGACAUCAUUAAAGAUGUCCAGAAAUUAGUAAUUGUGGUCAUGAAUGAUAUGAAUUUCAUCAACAACUACUCUCCUGAAAAUGGUCGUAGGAGACACCUUGGAAGAAUCUGGGAGGUUAGAAGUAGUAGAGGAUUGGGUUUACAAACUGAAUCUGGGGUAAGGAUUGCGUUGACAUCCCCGCACUGUUGUAGGGAUUGGGUUGACUGUCGGAGACAGCUCGAAGUGACCAAAGUGUAAGGUCUUGAAGGUGUUCCACUUCCCGACUUGGCGGCUUGAUGUGAAUCAAUCGGUGCACUUGAACACAACAAGGAAGAGCCAAAGAGCUCAAAGGUCAAUCAACCUUGCUUAUCAUCUUGAUGGUCCUGGAUCCUUUAGGUAGGAGUAGUUUAACGUGAGUACAGUUCGUGAGAGAGCAUCAGCGUGACUGUGCUCGAUUGAGUUGGAUUCUAGUGGUGUUCAAACAAGAACUUCCUCCUUCGUUGUGGUUUGCCGUUCCUUGCUUGUCUUCCUCCGGCGGUACGACUUGGGCAAGAACUUCUACUGACCUUUCUACGGUUUGGCGAACCUUUUGGGCAGUUAGCAACCUACAGGAGAACAACAACAUCCAACAUUCUACUCCUACCUUGAAGCAGAACUUGUGGCUACUUCUUCUACCACUACAGAACAAAAACUUCUUCUGCUUCAGCACUAGACUAGUUAGCAACACUUGUGUUCUUGUUCGACGUGUUCUAGUGUUCCCCCGCGGCUACAGCAAAGAUGUCAUCUACCUGGCGUCUGCCGCC